UGCGUCAGAUUCUGGGAAGCUGUCGGCGCGGCCGCGAGUGCGGCAUUCCAACGAUGGCAGGUUCCUCCGCGGAGCACGCUCCCGACUACAGGUCCGUCCUGAGCAUUAGUGACGAGGCAGCCAGGGUGCGGGCCCUGAACGAGCACCUGAGCACGCGUAGCUAUGUCCAGGGCUUCUCCCUGUCCCAGGCGGACGUGGACGCGUUCAGGCAGCUCUCAGGCCCUCCUGCCGACGCGCAGCUCUUCCACGUGGCUCGGUGGUUCAGGCACGUGGCCGCGAUCCUGGGCAGCCCCCGCGCCCCAGCCCCGCCCUGUGGGCUCCAAGCAAGCAGAGGCCGGCGCACGCAGCCCCCGUGGUCUCCUCCAGCCGGGUCCGAGCCGUGCCAGCUCCGCCUGUACAACAGCCUGACCCGGAGGAAGGACGUGUUUGUACCUCAAGACGGGCGGAGGGUGACGUGGUACUGCUGCGGGCCCACCGUCUACGACGCCUCCCACAUGGGGCACGCCAGGUCCUACAUCUCCUUCGAUAUCUUGAGAAGAGUGCUGAGAGAUUACUUCAAAUUUGACGUCUUUUAUUGCAUGAACAUCACAGACAUUGAUGAUAAGAUCAUCAAGAGGGCCCGGCAGAACUACUUGUUUGAGCAGUACCGGGAGAAGCAGCCCCAGGCAGUGCAGCUCCUGGAGGACGUGCACGCUGCCCUGCAGCCGUUUUCAGCAAAGUUACGCGAGACCUCGGAUCCCGACAAGAGGCAGAUGCUGGAGCGCCUGGAGCGCGCCGUGAGGCUGGCGGCGGAGCCGCUGGAGGAGCCGGCGCGGCGCGGCCUGGCGGGGGAGGAGCUGGACGGCCGCGUGCAGGUGCUGUUGGAAGAAGCAAAGGACCUGCUUUCUGACUGGCUGGAUUCCAUGCAUGGCAGUGAAGUGAGCGACAAUUCUAUUUUCUCCAAACUGCCCAAGUUCUGGGAAGCGGAGUUCCACAAAGACAUGGAAGCCCUGAACGUCCUCCCUCCAGAUGUCCUAACCCGCGUUAGUGAGUACGUGCCGGAGAUCGUGGACUUCGUCCGGAAGAUUGUGGACAACGGUUAUGGCUACGUUUCAAACGGGUCCGUCUACUUCGACACGGUGAAGUUUGCCAACAGUGAGGGACACUGCUACGGGAAGCUGGUGCCUGAGGCCAUCGGGGAUCAGAAAGCCCUGCAGGAGGGGGAAGGCGACCUGAGCGUCUCGGCCGAGCGCCUGAGUGAGAAGCGGUCCCCCAGCGACUUCGCCCUCUGGAAGGCCUCCAAGCCCGGGGAGCCAUCCUGGCCGUGCCCCUGGGGAAAGGGGCGUCCAGGGUGGCACAUCGAGUGCUCGGCCAUGGCAGGCACCCUCCUCGGAGCCUCAAUGGACCUUCACGGAGGGGGCUUCGACCUCCGCUUCCCCCACCAUGACAAUGAGCUGGCGCAGUCGGAGGCCUACUUUGAAAACGACUGCUGGGUCAGGUACUUCCUGCACACGGGCCACCUGACCAUCGCCGGCUGCAAGAUGUCCAAGUCGCUCAAGAACUUCAUCACCAUUAAAGACGCGCUGAAGAAGCACUCAGCCCGGCAGCUGCGCCUGGCCUUCCUCAUGCACUCGUGGAAGGACGCGCUGGACUACUCGGCCAACACCAUGGAGUCGGCGCUGCAGUACGAGAAGCUCCUGAACGAGUUUUUCUUAAACGUGAAAGACCUCCUCCGAGCCCCCGUUGAGGUAGCCGGUCAGUUUGAGAAGUGGGAAGACAAGGAAACAGAGCUGAACAAGAGCUUUUACGAUAAGAAGGCCGCGGUUCACGAGGCGCUCUGUGAUAACGUCGACACGCGCACCGUCCUGGAGGAGAUGCGGGCUCUGGUCGGCCAGUGCAACCACUACAUGGCAGCGCGGAAGGCCGCCAGGAGGAGGCCCAACCGCGCCCUGCUGGAGAGCAUCGCCCGGUACCUCACGCACAUGCUGAAGAUCUUCGGGGCCAUAGAAGAGGAAAGCUCCCUGGGUUUCCCCGUUGGAGGACCUGGAACCAGCCUCAAUCUCGAGCCCACAGUCAUGCCGUACCUGCAGGUGUUGUCGGAGUUCCGGGAAGGAGUGCGAAGGGUCGCCCGUGAGCACAGAGUCCCCGAGGUCCUGCAGCUCAGCGAUGCCUUGCGGGACGACAUCCUGCCUGAGCUGGGGGUGCGGUUUGAAGACCAUGAAGGACUGCCCACUGUGGUCAAGUUGGUGGACAGAGAUACCUUACUGAGAGAGAGAGAAGAGAAGAAAAGGGCUGAAGAAGAAAAGAGAAGGAAGAAAGAGGAGGCCGCCAGGAAGAGACAAGAGCAGGAAGCGGCAAGGCUGGCCAAGAUGAAGGUUCCGCCCAGCGAGAUGUUCUUGUCAGAAAGCGACAAGUAUUCCAAGUUCGAUGAAAACGGUCUGCCCACACACGACACGGAAGGCAAAGAGCUGAGCAAAGGGCAGGCCAAGAAGCUGAAGAAGCUCUUCGAGGCCCAGGAAAAGCUGCACCAGGAAUACCUGCAGCUGGUUCAGAAUGGAAGCAUCCCGUGAAGGUGGGGCCGAGGCUCCACACCGCCCCGGGGGCACCAGCUCCCCGCCCCGGGGACUCUGCCGCCCGCGCUCGGGGCCUAAGUUAAGGGUUCUGUCCGGAGAGGGCUGGGCCACCUCCGGCUCUGAAACGUCAGCAAUAAAGUCUUCCCAACGCGAGGCCGGGCUCUGUCUGCCGUCACCCUGCAUGGUCAGCGCACGAGGGGGCCCGGCCGGGCUGCGUGGUCAGCAGGUCACGACACGGGAGCUCAGGCCACUGAGCGGCUGCAGCUGAGGACUGUCCCCCCCCGCCCCUGCCCCCGUGCAGAUGGCUAUCGGCUAAUCUCUGGUGUGUAGGCGCAUUAGGAGGCAUUUGAGUAGGAAAAAGACAGGCUCAAGCUGGCAGAGCCCGCUGGCGCCUCGCACAAAGGCUGCUCGGCCGGGUGCCCGGGUCCUGCUGGGUCAGCUCGGCGCCCUGUCUCCGCAGCGAUUCCGCGGGCGGGCGGGCCGGCUCAGCACGGCUGGCGAUGAGAUGGGAGGAGGGGGGAAUCUCAGCAGCACAGGGCAGCGAUGUCCCCAGGUCCCAGCCAGGCGAGCGUGUCCUCACCAGCCUGCUCUCGCAUUCUUACUCCCGGGGCUGAGAAUCCCCACCUGAGCUCCAGGCCUGGAUGGAGCAGGGUGGCAGCGAGCCGGGAUCGGCUCCACCUGCAGAAGCGCGGGGCCAGGUCAGAUCCGCGAGAACCGGCGAUGGAGCCCUCGGGGCUGGGAGACGACAUCCAGGUCUCGCUCGCGGCGAUGGCGAGGCAGGGGGCUGGGGUCGGGGUUGGCACUGUCCAGUGGUGGCCACGCUCACCCUUCACCCCCGUGGCCCGCUCGUAGGAGCAUCACCCCCAGAGCAGGCGGGGAGCAGCCUGCUGGCCGGUGCCGGCUGCUCUGGGGGGCUCCCACCCACCCAGCCACACGUGGAGCACGACAGCUGUGACCCCACGAGGACAGGCCCUGCAUAUGUUCGACUUUUGAACCUUGUAAAUGUUCUACGUUAAAAAAAAUAAGCCAGUAAGAAAAAAGGCCCCAAAACGAAGUGGAGCAAACCCAGGGCAGUUAUACACCUAACAAGUCACCCCAGCAUUUAGUGCCUGAAGUGACAAUGACCUUAUUAUUGACCCUGGGGGUUCCAGGUUGACCGGCUCCUCUGGGCGGGUUUGAGUCAGGGCCCCACACCGGGUGCGGUCAGAGGGCGGGGGGUCUGCGUGCUCAUGCCCGGGUCCUGGGCGGGGGAUGCUGGGCUGUGGCCUCCAGGUCGGCAGCCUCUGCGGGUCCCAGGAGAGUUGGGCACCACGUGCCCUUUGGGAUCUAACCUCAGAGGUCACGCGGACCCCCUCCAUCCUCCCUGAGGGGAGGCUGCCCCAGGGCCCACCUGCAGGCCCCUCCCUGUGGCGGCAGUGGCAGGGGCCGGAAAGCGUGGCAGCUGUUUAGGGAAGCGCCACCUGCUGCAAAACCGCAAUCAAACCGGUGAGAAAAGGGCCCCUUUGGUUGGUUUGAGGACCUGCCGCUUCGCUGCACAUCUUCCGGAGGGUGUGUCCUGAGGCCAAAGCCAUGCAGAGAAGUCAAACUUGGUUCCAUUGUUGUGUCGCUGGGCAUGGUGCUGGCGUGGUCGUCACCCUCCGCUCUGUGUGGGCAGUGGACACGUGCCUCGACAUCAGCAGCCCCGCAUUCAUCCAUCGUGAGGAAAAGCACCAGAGGAUCACGUGCUGUUAAACACGAACGGAGGAGACAACGGAGGAACUGACGCUUGACUUGUAAACAGUAGGUAUUUCCCGGCCAUGCAGGCUGAGAGGGGACCACCCCGGUGGCCACGAGCUCCCCCAGGGCCAGCUUCCAGGCUCUGAGUGCCAUCCCCUCUCCUGGGAGAAGCGGCCAAUUCCAGGCCGAGGGCGAGCGCACGUGGAGGCCCAGGGCAUCCCGGUACCCUGAGGGGAAGCGUCCCAGACGGAGGGGUUGUGUCAGAAGGACGCGGGACAGACCAGGAACACACACAGCAGCCAGGAGAGUCUCCAGGGCAUCGGGGCAGAGGGUCACGCGCAGUGAGAUUCCAGUGAGAUGACUCGAGGGGACAGAACUAGAGAGAGUGGCGUAGCGGUGCCAGGGGCUGGGUGGGGGCUGACUAGGGACAGUCCGGACCCUUCACCCUUCGACCGCAGUGGUGGCUGAGGAAUCUACGCCCAUGGCCACGUGACACCAGGGCUGGUGUCCCAGGGUUCAUCUUUGGCAAGAUGUAGCUGUCAGGAAACCAUGUGAAGGGCACAGGGACCCCUCUGCUGCAGCUUCCCGGGAACCUUUCAUGAUUUCAAAGUAAAAAGCCUCAGGAGCUUCCCCCGGCUGAGUCUGUGAAAACUGGAGCCCUGAAAAGCAGGGGUCAUUGAAAUCCAGGCAUCCACACUUAUUCUCAAAAGCAAAGAAGACCAAGACAUAAGAACUUGUCACCACUGGAGGUGACACCUG
Molecule: messenger RNA, 5027 nt
Organism: Aethalodelphis obliquidens (Pacific white-sided dolphin)
Lineage: Eukaryota; Metazoa; Chordata; Mammalia; Artiodactyla; Delphinidae
Gene: CARS1
Product: cysteinyl-tRNA synthetase 1
Exons: 23
Coding region: 54-2549 (831 amino acids)
Biological process (GO): cysteinyl-tRNA aminoacylation
Cellular component (GO): cytoplasm
Molecular function (GO): ATP binding; cysteine-tRNA ligase activity
Source: RefSeq, a predicted model, not a curated record